AUGUCAGGCCUCAUGUAUGAUGGUCCGUCCUCGUCCGAAAAGCCAGACCUCGGCUUGGACAAUGCCGCUGAAAGCUCUUUCUGUCAGACUUUCAAGUCUAUGCCCAAGCCGACGCCAGGAACCUUGCGUCUCUUCGACCGCUCCGACUUCUACUCGGCGCAUGGAGAUGAUGCUAUUCUCAUCGCCAACCUUGUCUUCAAGACUCACUCGGCACUCAAGUAUCUCGGCAGCGGCGGCAAGGACAACGGCGGCUUGCCUUCCAUCACUCUUAGUGUAGCAGCCACCAAAAACUUGCUCCGUGAAGUCCUCACCUCUCGUCAGAUGCGCGUCGAGAUCUACGGAAAUGCCGGGGCCAAGCGCAACAAUCAGUGGUCCAUCGUCAAGCAGGCUUCUCCAGGUAACCUGCAGCAAAUGGAAGACAUGAUCUUUGUCGAUGCCGACAUUGUCAGCUCCCCCAUCGUCAUGGCGCUCAAAUUGACCACCCGAGACGGAGUCAAGACCGUCGGUGCUGCCUUCGCCGACGCCACCAACAGAGAGCUCUGCGUGUCUGAAUAUGCGGAAAACGAUCUCUUCAGUAACACAGAGUCGCUCAUCAUUCAGCUCGGUGUCAAGGAGUGCAUCCUGCCCAAGGACGACAAAGGCGUCGACGCCGAUCUCAAAAAGCUGCGCGAAGUCAUCGAACGUUGCGGCGUCGUCAUGUUUGACAGCAAACGCGCUGACUUUUCCGGUAGAAACAUCGAUCAAGACUUGCGCCGCUUGCUUAAGGAAGAGUCUUGCGGUCUAAAUCUCACCGAGCUCGACCUCAAGCUCGCCAUGGCGGCGGCAUCUGCCCUCAUGUCGUACCUCGCCCUGCUCACCGACGAGUCCAACUUUGGCCAGUACAGUAUCCGCACCCACGACCUCUCACAAUACCUUCGCCUCGACAACUCUGCGUUGCGUGCACUCAACCUGUUCCCUGAGCCAGGUCAGACUGGAUCCAGCAAGAACACUAGCAUCUAUGGCCUUCUGAAUCGCUGUCGCACCGGUCAAGGCCAGCGCUUGCUCGGCCAGUGGCUCAAGCAGCCGCUUGUCAACGUCCACGCUAUCGAGCAAAGGCAGAACUUGGUGGAGCUAUUCGUUAACGACAACAGCACACGUCAGCUCAUCCAAAACGAUUAUCUCAAGCUCAUGCCGGACAUGCAUCGCAUCAGCAAGCGUUUCCAAAAAGGGAUCGCCACAUUGGAGGAUGUCGUACGUGUCUAUCAGGCAAUUCUCAGACUACCUGGCUUGAUUCAGACGCUCGCUGAUAUGGAGACGCCUUCAGAAGCUCUUUCAGAAUUGCUCAAGACCAGUUAUCUUGAUCCUUUUGAGGCUCAUCGGGCAGCACUCACCAAAUUCAACGAGCUGGUAGAAGCUACGCUCGACCUUACCGAGCUUUCUCAGCAUAACUUUGUCAUUAAGCCUGACUUUGACGACAAUCUGCGCGAGAUCAAGGAAGCGCUCGAUGACACCCGUGACAAGCUUGACGAGCAGCACCGACUAGCAGGCAAGGAACUCCGCAUGGACACAGAGAAGAAGCUGCAUCUGGAGAACCACCACGUGUACGGUUACUGCUUGCGGGUCACGCGUACAGACGCGGGUCUUGUACGCAACAAGAAGGGCUACAUGGACAUUGCCACGGUCAAAGGCGGACUCUAUUUCACCAACGAAGCUCUGCGCGAUCUGGCCAAUGACUUUAAAGAUUUGUCGGAACGCUACAGUCGUUCGCAAAGUGGUCUAGUCAAAGAGGUCAUUCAGAUCGCCUCGUCCUACUGCCCUCCCCUGGAGAAGCUUAACGUCGUGCUCGCACACCUCGAUGUGAUUGUCAGCUUCGCUCAUGUAUCGGACAGCGCACCUGUCCCGUAUGUCAAGCCAGUCGUGAGCGAGAAAGGGACCAACGCCGACGUUGAUUUGCGUGAGGCCAGACAUCCCUGCCUCGAAGUGAUGGACGACAUCAACUUUAUCUCGAACGACACAGAGAUGGUGCGUGGGCAGUCCGAGUUUUUGGUCAUCACAGGACCCAACAUGGGCGGCAAGUCGACCUACAUUCGUCAGGUUGGCAUCAUCGCUCUCAUGGCACAGAUAGGUUGCUUUGUUCCCGCCGCACAGGGCGCCAGGCUGCCUGUCUUUGACUGCAUCCUCGCACGAGUCGGUGCGGGCGACAGCCAGCUCAAGGGCGUUUCCACAUUCAUGGCCGAGAUGCUUGAAACCGCGACCAUUCUCAAGACGGCCACGUCCGAUUCGCUCAUCAUCAUCGACGAGCUCGGACGAGGCACUUCGACCUACGACGGGUUUGGUCUGGCGUGGGCCAUUUCCGAGUGGAUCGCCACCAACAUCCGAUGCAAGUGUCUGUUCGCAACCCACUUCCACGAGCUUACCAACUUGGCGGCACAACAACCCCAUGUGCGCAACCUGCACGUCGUGGCGCUGGUCAAGCAGAAAGAGGGCGGAUCUCGUCAGGAUCGCGACAUCACAUUGUUGUACAAGGUGCAGCCAGGGAUCAGUGACCAAAGUUUGGGUAUCAAUGUCGCUGAGCUGGCCAACUUCCCUCCUUCGGUGAUCGCGCUGGCAAAGCGAAAAGCGGAGGAACUCGAGGACUACGAUGUAGACGAGCAAACCGCCUCGGUGCUCGAUAGUCUGCCGGAGGAUGUGACGAAGCAGGGUGCCGCGUUGAUCAACGAGUUCCUCAAAACGUGGGCUGAGCGGAGUGGAUUGGUUGCGCAGCAAGGGGUGUGGGUUGGAAAGGAGACCAAGCGUUCGCGACUGGAAGCAGAUCCGGAAGCAGAAUUGCAGCAACUCAGGCAGGUGGUUGACGAGUUCCGACCUCGCAUCGAGGCGAAUGCUUGGGCUGCCAAGGUAUUGGAAAGCUUUUAA
Molecule: messenger RNA, 2892 nt
Organism: Mycosarcoma maydis (corn smut)
Lineage: Eukaryota; Fungi; Basidiomycota; Ustilaginomycetes; Ustilaginales
Product: putative DNA mismatch repair protein MSH2
Exons: 1
Coding region: 1-2892 (963 amino acids)
Biological process (GO): mismatch repair; mitotic recombination
Cellular component (GO): nucleus; MutSalpha complex
Molecular function (GO): ATP-dependent DNA damage sensor activity; ATP binding; mismatched DNA binding
Source: RefSeq, a predicted model, not a curated record